This is a messenger RNA of Oryzias latipes (Japanese medaka), 5279 nucleotides long. RefSeq names its product protocadherin 12 (gene pcdh12). The record is from RefSeq and is a predicted model, not a curated record. NCBI's taxonomy places the organism in Eukaryota, Metazoa, Chordata, Actinopteri, Beloniformes, Adrianichthyidae. Gene Ontology annotation, biological process: homophilic cell-cell adhesion. Gene Ontology annotation, cellular component: plasma membrane. Gene Ontology annotation, molecular function: calcium ion binding.
CCCAAAGUCGAGGAGGCCGAGCUCAGAGGCAGGGCGCCAGCAGCAGCAGCAGCAGCAGCAGCAGCAGCUGAAGGACAGGAGGAUUUUUUAAUUGUGAGUUUGUUGGUUUGUGUCCUCUGCAGGCUGGAAAUGUGGAGGUUUGCUUUGACAAAACUCGCAGAUUUUUACAAUUUUAUACUUUUGGGCUUAAUGAGGCUGUAACUGACAUUUUUAAUUGUUAAUCCGUCAAAGUGAGACGUUUUCUGAAAAAUUGAAUUGACUGAAUGCUGAAAUUAAAAGAAAAUGUUAGUUUAGCCAACAGACAUGAGAUUCCUUUUGACUCCUGUCGUGUUGCUGCUGGCUCUGCCUCUGAGUCUUUCCUCUGAGACUCUGUCCUCGGAGUCUUCACCAAUAACCAUCCAGUACCGGGUCUGGGAGGAGCAGCCCGCAGGAACCCAGGUCGGCUGUCUGCUGGACGACCUGCGGCGGAGCGAUGAAGGUGGUUCUCUGGAGGAGUUCCAGGUGCUGGAGCGGGGGAAAGCCCUUCCGUUCUCUGUCAGCACUCGGGACGGGGUGGUCUCCACCCAGGGCCGGCUGGACAGGGAGCAGCUGUGCCGGGGAUCAGACCUGUGUGAAGUGGCCUUCAGCGUCCUGUACAGGAAAAGCGGCGCUGUGAACUGCCUGCGGGUUCGUGUCGAGGUGAUGGACCUGAACGACCACAGUCCCAGCUUCCCCAGCGCUUUGCAAGAGGUGGAGAUUUCAGAAACCGCCAGCCUCGGAAUGCGAAUCCCUUUGGAGCGGGCGGUUGAUCCAGACGCCGGAACCAACGGACUCCAGGCUUACACCCUGUCCACCAGCCUACACUUUGUUCUAGAAGUGACGAACGCUCCAGCUGGGAUAAAACAGGCCGAGCUGGUGGUCAUCAAAGAGCUGGACAGAGAGCUUCAGGAUUCUUUUGACCUGACGAUGGUGGCGUGGGAUAAAGGAAACCCCGCAAAAUCCGGGACCACCUCAAUCCGUGUUUUAAUCCAGGACUCAAAUGACAACAGCCCCAAGUUUGAGGACAGUUAUCCCACUGUAACGAUACCUGAAGACACGGCUUUGGGGACAACCAUCAUCAAGCUUCGAGCAUCCGACCCAGACCUGGGUCCCAACGGAGAGGUGGACUUCCUGCUGAGUAAGCUUAAUUUGCCGGCAGUGCAAAAAUGCUUCUAUGUCGAUUCUCAAACUGGAGAUUUGAUUGUUCAGGCCCCUUUGGAUUACGAGGUCCAGUCGUCCUAUGAGGUCAUCAUUCAGGCCGUUGAUCACGGCCCCAACGCCAUUCCCGCUCACUGCAAGGUGCAGGUGGAGCUGAUGGAUGUGAACGACAAUGCACCAAGGAUUCACACGGCCUGGACUUCAGACGCCUCUGACGCUGCAACGGUGAUGGAAACGGCCCCGGUGGGGACUUUCGUCGCCAUGGUGACCGUUAACGAUGCAGACUCAAGAAAAAACGGAGAGGUUAGCCUAGCCAUUAAGGACGUUUCCGUUCCUUUCCGCCUGAUAAAGAUGUACGGAAACAUUUACAAGGUUGUUACUGAUGGCAGUCUGGACCGGGAGAAGGUGAUGCACUACAAUGUCACGCUCCUGGCUCAGGACCACGGAUCUCCACUGCUGGUUUCUGUUGAACAGCUGGGCGUUUCUGUUCUGGACGAUAACGACAAUGCCCCAGUGUUCUCCGCCAACAUUUAUAGGGCUACCCUCAAGGAGAACAGUGCUGCAGAGAACAGCAUCCUCCAGCUGAAGGCCCACGAUGAAGACCUCGGUCUCAACGGUAGAGUUUCGUACUACAUCGGAGGCCAAAAUGAAGAGAUUCGUCACACACACUUUACCAUCCAUCCAAGAUCUGGCGUCAUUCGUGUCCAGCAGCCCCUAGACUAUGAGGAACGGAGCAGCUACUCUUUUAUUGUGGGGGCUGUGGAUCACGGACACCCACCGCUGACAGGAACCACCACUGUGCAGAUCGACAUCGAGGAUGUGAACGAUAACCACCCUGUCAUCAAGGAGCCAGAACCAAGAAAGGGCGUGGCCUCUGUCAGCAUACCUGUCAACGCCCACAAGGGGGAGAUUGUGACAGAGGUUGGGAGCGAGGCUGAGGAAAACCCCCACGUUUUACCAAUAAAUCCCCCCAGCAGAGAGGGGGGAUUUGGGUUUCUGGCCUCAACAAUUAAAGCAGAAGAUCUGGACUCUGGACUCAAUGGACAGCUCCAGUUCUUCAUCACUGAGGGGAACCAAUUUGGCCUCUUCUGGUUGGACCAAGCCACAGGGCAGCUGUACGUCAACACGACCAAUGUUACUGAGCUCAUUGGGAGGAGCUUCAGGAUGGGCCUUACAGUGACAGACAUGGGCACGCCCACUUUGGACACUACAGUGACUCUGGAGGUGGCUUUCAUCAAUCUGAAGGACCACCUCAGAAACUCCUCACCAGGCAACAGAGGUCAGCUGAGCUUCACCAUGAUGAUCGCCAUCUGUCUGGGUUCCACGUGCCUGCUGCUCCUGUUAGCCAUCGCCUUGGUGACCACGUUCUGCCGGACAGACAAACGGGACAACCGGGCCUACAACUGCAGACAGGCGGAGUCCAGCUACACUCGACAUCCUCGGCGACCGCAGAAGAGCAUCAGAAAGUCGGACAUUCAGCUGAUCCCCGUGAUCAGAGGCCGCAAGGAGGAAGCUGCUGAGGAUGACGGCGAGGCCCAGCCGCUGACUCCACCCCCUCUGGCAGAAGACCAGCAACCUGAGGGUCAGUAUAGCUUCAUACCGUCAGCGGCGAGCGGGAACUUUUGUUCCCAGGGCCACCGAGACGAGGAUGCGUUUCACCAACACCCCCACCACGGCAAGAGCCUCUGGAAACCGGGAAACAUUGAGCUUGACGGGGUUUUUCCUCUGACCCCAGCCACGUCGUACGCCACCCUCCGCCAAGGCAGAAACCCUUCAUCAUCGUCAUCUUCAGGCUCACAUUCAAGCACUUUGAAGCGAUACAAACCUGAAGGAAAAGAGAAGGAGCACGCAGCCUCUCAGGCGACUCUGAGGAGGCCCAAGAUGUCGGCAGCUCAGGAUGCAGAGCGUCAGCGGAUGCUUCGUGACCUGGUUCGCCUCUCCAUGGUGUUUGGAGACUCUCUGGAGCUUUCCUCAGCCUCUCCAGAGGUGCAGCAGAUCUCCCAGCUCUUGUCCCUCCUCCGGCAGGGUCAGCUGCAGCCCAGACCCAACUUUCGUGGGAAUAAGUACUCCCAUCGCAGCGGCAGAUAUGGAGGUCAGGACGGCUCGGACUGGCAGAGCACCAAAGACAGCGGACAUGGCGAGAGCGAGGCUGGAGACGUGGACUGGGAACCGGGACGAGAGUCGCCCAUUGACCCACAAAUUGAGGAGGGGCUUCACAACCUGCUGAACAACCCUGACGGUGUCUUCUCGCAGGACAGCGACCCGUCCUGGAUGGCCCGACUCUCCGUCCCCCUGACAGCAGAUUACCAUGACAACGUGUUCGUUCCCGACCAACCUCCAUCCUCUGAGACCGACAAUCUUGCCCGGGGGGGCCUCAGCUCCUCCUCCUCCUUCUCCACCUUUGGAAAAACUCCAGAGAAGGACGGCCCACUGGGCGGAGCUCUUCUGUCAGAGGUCAGCACGCUGUUUGAGAUGCUGAUGACCCAGAAGGCCGACGCCCACCCGGGCCCCCGGCCCGACGUGCUGUACCGGCUGUCAGCGGCGUACCGCCGCUCCGUGGGCCUGGAUGCGGCGGCGGCAAGCGACAGGCGGGCAGACGGGGCGACGCAUUCACGUCCCCCCCACAAACCUGCUCCACACGACUGAGAGACGAGAGAUUUCUGCUGCAUUUGACCCGACAGGGGGGGCACACCUGAUGUAUCACACACCUGAGACUCUGUCAGCUGGUUCUAAAAAUUGACCUCUGACCUGCAGAGCGGCCUCCUUCACGCCCUGAAGAUGUUCAGGUGUUCAUCCUCAGGAGCAGAAGUUCAGCUUCUUUCAUCCAUUCGAUGAGAAACGUGAAGACGUUUGUUAUUCUGUAGAACUGCACUGUUCAGGACGACACUGGACCUUCAGAACAAAGCCAGACUCUGGCUCCUCCUCCUUUUCUCUCGUCCGUGUUUGACUCGUUUCUUUUGUCUUCUGUCAUUUUUAUUUUGGUUUAACAUCACGGUGAUUUAAACGCCGUCACAGAUCUCUGAAUCUCUUCAUCAAAGUCUUCGUUUGGCCCACAUUUCCUCAGGGUCGUUGUUCCACAUGUGUUCUGUGUUCCGAAGGCAGGAAAUGUGUUAAGUCCCUUAAAGUUCUGGUGGGUCAGAACUUCACAGCAGAACAUCUGCUGAAGGUUUGGGACGUCCAGAAUGAGCCGAAGGCUCGACGGCUCUGCAGCUUUGGUUCUUUGUGAAGGUAGAAAGUCACGUUGUUGAGAAAGCUUUUGUCCAUGUUCUGAUGUGAUGAGGGUUACCCAAAGGUCUUCAUGGUUGGGGUUGGUUUCCAUGGCAAUGGGACCUGGGGAUGGAGAAGAGGCUAAUCAAACAUGGAGGUUUGGGGGCAAACUCCCCAUCCUUCAGUUGCUUUCGUCGUUCUUGGACUUGUGUUCGGGGAAGACGAGUGUUUGGUGAUGAAAUUGGUUGCAGAGUUUGGAGUUUAUGCCAAAAAAGGGAGGAAAAACAGUGAAAAACUAAAGACCCAGCGCUUAAACUCACCACUAUUGACUCUCAUGAUAAGAAGGCAAUAUCAUAAAAACAGCCAGAAUUAGGGUCACGUGGUCAGUUUAAUCUACCAAGGAGACAAAGAUCUCUCAGGAAACUAAACGUCCAGAACCAGAACCAUGUUCUCUUUUAUAGGUCCACAGGAUGGACUACGCUCUAGAGGUUUUCCUGUCAGACAGAAACCGCUUCCACUUUUGGAGCAACUUUGACCAAAUGAAACGUGUCUUAAUCCUUUUGAAGGCAUGAAGUGGUGCCUUCUACUUUCAGAAUCCUUCAGAUCCGCUUUUUGGGGAGCUGCAAAAAUACGUCUGUGGUGGAAAACUCACUUCUUUUCAUUUCCACAGACCUGAAUCGUCCUGUUUCUGUUGGUUCAGCCGGUCUUGAUUGUGUAAAAAUACGUUUUUUCAAUGUCAAAGCUGUUUUUUUCUGCUUCAAGCAGCACUUUGUACAGUUACAAAAAAAACAACUUUUGAGUUAUUUUGUAGAAUUUUCAAUAAAAUCUUAAAAGUAAAAUAAAAAAUGAAUAAUCUCUGAACUGAUUAAAAGAAAAAAUAAAACAAAAAAGUGUUU